Messenger RNA from Rhincodon typus (whale shark), 1485 nucleotides. It is a transcript of the gene haus8, whose product is annotated as HAUS augmin like complex subunit 8. NCBI's taxonomy places the organism in Eukaryota, Metazoa, Chordata, Chondrichthyes, Orectolobiformes, Rhincodontidae. Bases 61 to 1260 code for a protein of 399 amino acids. The record is from RefSeq and is a predicted model, not a curated record. The transcript has 13 exons.
CCAGCGGUGGGGGCGCGACAUCCGCUGUUGAAGAGGAAAGCGGCAGUUUUUGAACGAAAGAUGGCGGCUUCUAGUCGUAAGAGUGUCCUGCCUUCUAAAAGAUUGACAAAGCUGACUACUAGUAAACAAUUGAGAUCUGAGACCGAAUCAAAGACGUCUUCCAAUACAUCAGUGCAAUCCUCUCGACAAAGAUCAUUGCAGAUUGUAUCAGAGCAGUUGUUCGUCAAGCCUACUACACCAGGUCUUAAAAGGAGAGAUUCUUUUGGAUCACGUAAAUCUGCUGCCGAGGAUACCAAUGAAUCAGGCACAUUGCUUAGGAGUUCAAAAAGCGUGCCAAAUCUGAGCGAUUCACCAAAUUUGUUUACCACACCGAAGUCUCCCUUGCCUGCAACACCCAGUCAGAGACCAGCAGCAACACACACUCCGAGACAAAGAUUGAGCCACUGUGUCACAUUCCAACGUGGUACACCAAAACCACUUGCUGCUUCUCAAAACUCCUCUCUGAAGAAGUCGUACAAAGAAGAAAGCAAAGGAUCAGACAUGGGUUCCUCAAUGGAGGAAUGUAUUGGGAGGACUAAAGGGGCUCGGGUAGUACCGUCUCGAUUUCGAGAAGCUGCCGCCUUGAAAAAGAAAGUCGUCAACAAGGGUCCUGAGAAAAGUUCAGAGCUUGUCUUAAAACGUAAGUACUGUAAUUUCUUACCCAAGAGGGAAAAUAAUUUGGCAAAAUACCAAGAAAGGGCAGAAGAGUGCUUACUUCUGAUUGAAGAAGAAAACCAGCAUUUACGGAAAGAAAUAUUUCAACAGAAACAGGAUCUCCUUUUGCUGGAGAAAAACAAGCAACUGGAUGGGAUGAUAGAGCAGCAGGUGGAGCAUUUAAGACCUGUGGUGGCAUCUAUUCAACUGUUCAAAACACAGUACAAAUCUUUUGGUCAGGCUCUUGAUACAACAAGGCAUAGCCUUCAAAUGAAGAACAUUUAUAUGUCAGAAGACCUGAGGAUGUUUUUGGAGGAAUUGAAAAUUCAUCUAAGAACAACAUGUCAGAUUUUAGGUGAAUGUGGACUUGGACUAGACAGAAAGAAUUCAAAAGCUGGAAUUGAACUUGGAAAGGCAGCUGCAAAUACAGAUACAGAGAUGAAGAGUUUCUUUGCAAAGAUUGAGGAACUGGCCUCUUGCAUCAGCAGAGAGACUACACUUCUACAUCAAGAGUUGGAUGAAGAAGCCUUGGGAAUGAAAGUAUCAGCAAAAGGAAUUUUCAUUUAGCCCUCUUCCUCUUUAUUAUAAAUAACAUUUCAUUUAUAUAUAUAAUAAAAUUUCUCAUCUUGUAUUUUAUGCAGUCAGUCAACAAAUUUUCUUUUUUGGAUAUGAUCCUGUGGAUGCAUGUGUAGUGCUUGUUAUAAUAAAACAAAGAACUGCAGAUGCUGUAGAUCUGAAACAAAAGCAGAAAUUGCUGGUGAAACUCGGCCGGUCUGGCAGCAUGUGUGAGAA